GUAAACGGAUGGCGAAAUUGUACUCUGACGUGAAACCACUCGUCCAGAAACCUGCAGCAAUAUGAUUACCAAAGAUCGCUCUGAAAUUACGUUGAGAUGAAAGCGUUAUCUAUAAAUUCAAAGUGCGGAAACAUUUUUAUCACAGCUAACGUAACUUCACUACGAAUCGCGACUCUUGAAAUGAAGUUAUUGUUAUGGACGGUGCUGCUGGCGUCUGCGCUAGCAUCAUCGCACGGCCGAAACUUCGGUCUCACCGACAAUGAAAGCAAAGCGAAUGGACCAGCUGCCGGAGCUGAGGAAAAUGCUAGUCUCGUCGCCAGUAAAGCAAAUAUCGACCAGAUAACUGCAGGCACGGAAAAGAAGGAAGCCAAAAAUACUAAUCAAGAAUCGGGCGGUGGCCACGAGCAUCAUGCGCAUCACCAUAAAGAAAAUGAAGAAAAGGGAGACAAGGGCUAUAAGUCCCAUCAUCAUCACGACAAGGGAGAACACGGUCACAAGGAGCAUCAUCACCACGAAGGUCAUCACGAUGAGCACGGAGGACACAAGAAGAAGCAUCAUGACGAGCACGAUCACCAUGGCGAACAUCACGAAGCUGCGCAUGGCCACAAAGGUGGCAAAUUCGGUCACAAGAAGGGUCAUAAGAAGGGUUCGAAGACCACAGGCUACCAUCACAAGUCUCAUAAAGACGAAUACCACAAGGAACAUAAGUUCUACGACGACUUCCAUAAGGGUGGACAUCAUCACAAGCACGGUGACUUCCAUGGCCAUCAUGACAAGAAAGACGGCCACCACAAGAAAGGCGGACAUCACGAAAAGGGACACCACGAAAAACAUCACGGUAAAAAGGGUCAACAUGACAAAGGACACUACGACGAAGACCAUAAGGGACACAAGGGACAUCACGGCCACGAGGAACACCACGCACACCACCACGAACACGGCAAAAAGGGAGGACACGCGGGCGGAAAAGAGCACGGAUACAGCCAUGGAAAGAAGGCUUAAUAAUCUAGUGUUAUUAUUAACUUGUUACGCGUUGAACCAAAUCAUUGUUUCUAAUAAAUGUUAGUCUUAUUGUAACAAUUAUGAUGUUUAUAAUUGUUUUUAUUAAAACUCCGAAAAUGAAUAAUGAGCCAAUU
Messenger RNA from Papilio machaon (common yellow swallowtail), 1136 nucleotides. Its product is annotated as histidine-rich glycoprotein. The transcript is spliced from 2 exons. The record is from RefSeq and is a predicted model, not a curated record. Bases 97 to 1002 code for a protein of 301 amino acids. Lineage: Eukaryota; Metazoa; Arthropoda; Insecta; Lepidoptera; Papilionidae.